Molecule: messenger RNA, 3071 nt
Organism: Notothenia coriiceps (black rockcod)
Lineage: Eukaryota; Metazoa; Chordata; Actinopteri; Perciformes; Nototheniidae
Gene: gucy1b1
Product: guanylate cyclase 1 soluble subunit beta 1
Exons: 13
Coding region: 97-1950 (617 amino acids)
Biological process (GO): cGMP biosynthetic process; response to oxygen levels
Cellular component (GO): guanylate cyclase complex, soluble
Molecular function (GO): guanylate cyclase activity; heme binding
Source: RefSeq, a predicted model, not a curated record
CGCAGAGACACUCAGCAUCUGUACCAAACGAUGAAUGUUGAGUCACAUUCAACGGAUUUUGCUUAAAAAUAAGGGAGAAGAACAGCUACUGUCAUCAUGUAUGGUUUUGUGAAUCACGCCUUGGAGCUCCUCGUUUUGAGGAAUUACGGCCCGGAAGUAUGGGAAGACAUCAAGAGGGAGGCUCAGCUUGAUAUCGAGGGUCAGUUCCUCGUUAGAAUCAUUUACGAAGACGGCAAAACAUACGAUCUUGUUGCUGCUGCAAGUAAAGUUCUCAAGAUCGAUGCAGGAGACAUCUUGCAGAUGUUUGGAAAGAUGUUUUUCGAAUUUUGCCAAGAGUCAGGAUACGACACCAUCCUGCGAGUGUUGGGAUCCAAUGUUCGUGAAUUCCUGCAGAAUUUGGACGCUCUACAUGACCACCUGGGUACCAUUUAUCCUGGUAUGAGGGCUCCCUCGUUCCGCUGCACCGACGCAGAGAAGGGGAACAAUCUGAUUCUUCACUACUACUCCGAGAGAGAAGGCCUGCAAGACAUUGUGAUUGGCAUCAUUAAAACUGUCGCUCAACAGAUCCAUGGGACAGAGAUAGAGAUGAAGAUGAUCCAACCGAAAAGUGCAGAGUGUGACCACAUCAAGUUUCUGAUCGAGGAGAAGGACUCGGAGGAGGAGGCUUUAUACGAGGACCUGGACGGCUUUGAGGAGAACGGCACACAGGAAACGCGGAUUAGCCCGUACACGUUCUGCAAAUCCUUCCCGUUCCACCUGAUGUUUGACAGAGACCUGAUGCUCACACAGUGUGGGAACGCCAUCUAUCGAGUCCUGCCUCAGCUCCAGCCCGGCACCUGUAUCCUCCCUUCAGUUUUUUCUUUGGUCCGUCCUCACAUUGACUUCAGCUUCCAUGGCAUCCUUUCCCACAUCAACACCGUCUUCGUUCUGCGAAGCAAGGAGGGCCUGCUGAAUGUAGAGACUGUGGAGAACGAGGACGAGCUGACGGGGGUGGAGAUCAGCUGUCUGAGAUUGAAAGGACAGAUGAUUUACUUGCCAGAGGCGGAGAACAUCCUUUUUCUUUGCUCACCCAGUGUCAUGAACCUGGAUGAUCUGACCCGAAGGGGGCUUUACCUGAGCGACAUCCCGCUGCAUGACGCCACGCGUGACCUGGUGCUGCUAGGUGAGCAGUUUCGCGAGGAGUACAAGCUGACCCAGGAGCUGGAGAUAUUGACAGAUCGUCUGCAGCACACCCUCCGGGCCCUGGAGGACGAGAAGAAAAAGACAGACAGAUUGCUCUAUUCUGUCCUUCCACCGUCUGUUGCCAACGAGCUGCGACACAAGCGGCCUGUCCCGGCAAAACGCUACGACAACCUGACCAUCCUCUUCAGCGGCAUUGUGGGAUUCAAUGCCUUCUGCAGCAAGCAUGCCUCGGCCGAGGGAGCCAUCAAGAUAGUCAACCUGCUCAACGAUGUUUACACACGUUUUGACAUCUUGACAGACUCUCGGAACAACCCUUAUGUAUACAAGGUGGAAACAGUGGGCGAUAAAUACAUGACAGUGAGCGGCCUGCCAGAGCCGUGCAUACACCACGCCAAGUCCAUCUGCCACCUCGCGCUUGAUAUGUUGGAGAUCGCUGGACAAGUCAAAGUGGACGAUCAACCAGUUCAGAUUACUAUUGGGAUCCACACAGGAGAGGUGGUGACCGGGGUGAUCGGCCAGAGGAUGCCCAGAUUCUGCCUUUUUGGAAACACGGUCAACCUCACAAGUCGUACAGAAACUACUGGUGAAAAGGGAAAAAUACAUGUCUCAGAAUAUACCUACAGGUGUUUGCAGUCUGCUGAGAACGCUGACCCUCAGUUUAAUUUGGAGUAUCGAGGCCCCAUCACCAUGAAAGGAAAGAAGGACCCGAUGAAGGUGUGGUUUCUGUCCAGGAAGCCCACCGGCACAGAGUCCUCCGCAGAUAGUUAGAGCUUAACAAUCUAGAUUCCACAUCAAAACAACACAAGGUCAUCUUACAGAAGCUUCAGUUUGGUUCUGUGAAGUCAAAAAGGUCUUAAUAAAUGGCACAUGUUCAGGGCAGGAGUGAGAUGGAUCAAGUCAAACAGAAAACCUAUCUAUCCAAACAGAUAUUUUAAAUAUGAUGAACCUGUACGGCUGCUUCCCCUGCUCGGUUCUGCUUGACCAUGAGCUGUCAUGUCCUCACUAUAUUUUUUUAGCAUAGACAGACACAAUAGUGAAGUGUUUCAUGAAUAGUAGCUGUUAUUGAUAUUCAAGUUUGAUACAUUUUUAGAUAAAAUAUUCUCACAUUGUUAUUGUAUAUAAAAUCACUAAGGGAUUUGAUAAGAAAAACAUUUUUCAUCUACCCUAAACAUUAGGUUGAUAAUUUUGUCAUAUACUGUACUUGUUCUGUGUUAAGAAUUGAAAGUAUUAACUCUAUCAGACCAGUUAGCCAAUGAGAGUAAAACAAUAUAUAGCUCGAUAUCAUGUUUGUGCCAAAACAUUACUGUCAUUUUUUGAGCAGUCCUUUAUUCAUUGGCUGUGAGAGUUUUACACUGAAUUAUGUGACACUGGCAUCAAAACCAUAAAAAGAAAACAUUAUUGAGAUAUUAUAGCUGUUGUAUUUUAUAGAGAUAUAUAGAUAUCACCACUUUCACCAGUUCUUAUGCACAAAAAGUGACCAUGAGUCAUAUAUUAUAGAAAUGUAUACAUCACUGAUAAUUAAAGCCAACAAUACAAUACAUUAUUUAAUUGUAUUGAUUGCACCUCUUUACUCUAUUUUUGUCUAAUUCUAUAAUAUUGAGUAAUAUGUUCAGUUCUACUAAAUGUUGAGAUAUUCUAAAUGAUCCUCAUAUUUAUUGUUAACAUUGUGUUAUGUAUUUAUUUGACUGUUUUCAAAAAGGACUAACUAGGUAAAUGUUGUUAUAGGUAAAACUACUGUUUGUGCCUCUAUAGGUUUAACUAUGUGCUAUACAGUAUGUGUUGGAUUCAUUUCACAGGAGUAAAUGUACCACAUCUUUUUCAACCUAUUUUUCCAAAGUCAUUCUUAUUAUUCUUAAACUUUAUGUAAUGUCCUUGCAAGCAAUCCUCUC